AGAUGAGUUUUCAAGUCGACGCCCUUUUUUCGGAAAGAAAAGAGACGAGCAUUCGUGGAAUAUCGGUAUGGUAAGUGAGGAUUCUAACGUAAGAUGAUAUCUGACCGUGUUACUGUUAUUUUAACGAACGAGGUACAAGGUCUCGUACUCCUACGUACACAGAACUUCCUUUUCGACCGUCGUGAAAACACGAUACGGUGCAAAACAAAAAAAUCUCGGCUUGCACUUCAGUACAGCAUACUACUGCUGAGGUAUGUUUCAUUCAUGUUUAGUAAAUUCUCUUAGAAAUACCAACGACAACAAUCAAUCAGUAUCCAACUAUGAAAAUAACGUCAACACUACUUUACUCUUCACCAGGGGGUAGAAUUUUAGUACUCGGAAAGGGCGGAUACGACUCAAUUGGCGCAGUAGCGGCAUCUUUCCGCGAACGUAGGGCCACGAAUGAUUCCAAUUGUCGAGACGCGUUUUCCUUGACACAUCGGGCGAAUCAAACAACUCCAAUUUAUGGUCGUCAUCUAUCAUCAACAGGUAGGACAGACGCUAAAUCACGAGUAGAUAGUGAAUAACCCCAAUCUUUAUUCUGAAGUACGUAGCCGGUACGUACUUUGCACAUUUACCAGGGUACAGUACUGCUGUGAGGUAGUAGUACACACACCACAAUCACGAGUAGCGCGAUACGGUACGGUUGCAACCGAAGUUAGCAACGUCAAAAACGAAUAUUGAUUGGGUAGGUGAUACAGUAAGUGAUACUGUACUAGAUACUGUACUUCGUACUUCUACUUCAGUACAAUGAUAAAUGAAUUCAUCUGAACUACAGGUAUGAUCCUUAAGCAACGUAGAUAAGAAACAUACUAUUUUACCUGUUGGAAGUUACCGUACGUUGAGAGGUACUUACCGUAGGAACUCAUACGUAUGUACGAGGUACGAGUAUUUAGCUUCUUCUUGGCACGUAAUUUCUUCCUAAUUUUUAGACUCAGCAAACGAACACAUCACACUAGCGUUUCACAAACUUGAAACAGUCAACCAAACUUUGACAUCCAAUACGGCCUAUUCAUUCAUUCGAUUCAAGGUCCUCCAUUCCCGAGAAAGACGACGCAGAACAACGUAACUUGGUGAAAUCCUGCCUCCCACUCUAAAACGAUAAUGAUACGCUUCACACCCGCCCUUUUGUCGCUAGCGCUGAUGAUGGCCAUGAUGGGUCCAUUGGUGAAAGCAUUCGUCUUGGUCUUGCCAAAGAUAGGCAAUAGCCACCAGCACUGCUUUCAGGAACUGUCGUUGUCAUUGAGUUUGGCUUCAGAUGCCGGGAGCGAAUUGGAAAUGGGCAUGACACCGGAACUCAAACGAGUCACCGAUGCCUUUGCGUCUAUCGAACAAGAACAGGUUCGAUACAAACAGCUUUUGUACAUGGCCCAAACGACCGAGCAGGUCAACAACAUGCCAGAAUCUUCCAAGAUUCAGGAGAACAAGGUUCCGGGAUGCCUUUCUACUGUAUUCGUUGACGGUGAAGCGGUAUACGAUGAUGAAAUCGGAGACUAUGUGAUUAACUUUCAGGGAGACUCGGAUGGAUUGAUGACCAAGGGGUUGGUAGCACUGCUGGUCAGGUGAGUUGAGACCAGCUCUUUUGUACAGAUUGAUUUCGUUUUCGUUUGGUUCCGUCCCGAAUGAAAUCCUUUUUAGGCAUCAAAAUGAUUUUUGUCGAUGUCGUAGUCAAUUCUUUUCGGCGGACACAGAAUGAAUGCGAUGGAUGUCUGUAAAUGCAUUCGCUAGUAAACACAAUCGCAACAAUAUCUAACUGACUUCCGCAACCUUACGUCUUUCUUCGCCAGGUGCUUGUCGGGAAAUACUGCCGAAGCCAUCCAAAAAGUGGACCCGCAAUUUAUCAAGAUUGCCAGGAUCGAUCAAUCGCUGACCCCCGGUCGCAACAAUGGAUUUCUGAACAUGCUUCAAACCAUGAAAAACAAGGCGACGUCGCUAGACGAAGCGGUUCGAACGAGCGGAGCUUCGCCGGUGGAUGGCGACGACGCCGGAGAAGACGGUGCGGCGGCAGUGGUGGACGGAGACGAAGCGAACGGAUCCUCCACCAACCACGCGGCCAUUUUGGCGGCGCUUGGGGCACUCAAGCCUUCGUCGCUUACGGUGACGGACAAUUCGCCCGACGGCGAAGCGGAUACACGGUUUGUUGUGGAAAUCGUCGCACCGGCGUUCGAGGGAUUGAACGUGAUCAAACGACAACAACUCAUUUUUAUGAUUCUGGCAGACGUCAUGCCGGAAAUCCAGGACCUGCGGAUAGCAUCAAUGUUCACGCCAGAGGAGGCCGAAAAUCAAUAGCAAGAAUUCGGGAUGGCAUGCUUUCCGGACUGUUUGCUCUGUCGCGCUCUGUCGCACAACGUACGUCUCCUUUGUUAUCGUCGUUGCUCUUGCGCAAAGAAUCAUCUUAAUAGUGGAAGAGAAAUAUUACUUCUAUGACUAGCUUGUAUUCCACCCUCGAAUAUUCCUGCAAGGAGGCAGAACAAUGAAAAUAAUGCCGCAAGAACUAGCAACGUGUGUGUAUUUUAUUGUUUUGUUGCAAAUAUAGGCACAGCCUGAGG
Molecule: messenger RNA, 2588 nt
Organism: Pseudo-nitzschia multistriata
Lineage: Eukaryota; Bacillariophyta; Bacillariophyceae; Bacillariales; Bacillariaceae
Source: the annotation of a GenBank genome assembly